Messenger RNA from Opisthorchis viverrini, 285 nucleotides. RefSeq lists its product as hypothetical. The record is from RefSeq and is a predicted model, not a curated record. The transcript has a single exon. NCBI's taxonomy places the organism in Eukaryota, Metazoa, Platyhelminthes, Trematoda, Opisthorchiida, Opisthorchiidae. Bases 1 to 285 code for a protein of 94 amino acids.
AUGUGUAUAACACAAGACUGGGCUCUGAAUCCACUUCAACUGAAUGCGGUACAUCGUGGUUGGCGAAAGCAAACAUUCAGUGCUCGACUUGAGGACGAGGAUGAUCUGAUUCGUCGUGUCCGAUCGAUUGAGGAUGGUGAUCAAAACCACCGCAUCGAAAACAGUUUGAGUUGGAAAAUUCCUCAUCCACGCGCGCCACUCGUUCCAUCAUUUCCGGCGCCAAAAAACAGCAGCAGAAGAAUAUCAAGUGUGAACAAGAAACCGUCAACCUUGGAACGUGAAUGA